UCAUUCGGAACGCCAUUUCUCCAAACAUGGCUCGCACCAUGGAAGGAAAUAUCACGGUAUUCCUGCGCCUGCAUUUUGAAACUGGCGAUGUUUGUACUGUAAAGUUCAGUUUGGUGGAAAAUAACUCAUUUAUUUCUAAAAUUCCAUAACGACUCAAUACCAUUAUGAAAUAUCAUGAAACGAGCAUCUCUGUUGUAGAUCUAUGUUUCAUGCGGCCGAAUAUAUCUAAUCGUAGCACACGGUUCCCGUGUAAGGCAGAAGUCACGUAAAAUAAGGUAGUAACUCUUGGAUAUUUUCCUUUGGCGAUAAGAAUGCAGACAAGUAACCAUUCCGGUGCAGUUACUACAGUUUCCGAUUUGAACAGCGCCACAGGUUUGAAUGGAUGCUCCGGUUUUGCUACUGCAAAUGGGCCCGGAGUGACACACGUUCCGCCUGAUAACUUCAUCUUCGAGCAAGUGGACCCCACGCGUUCAGACGGAGAUGAUGACUCUGACAGCGAACUGCCCACUGGCCACUGCGGCCAGGGACAACAGUCCACGCCCACCUCUGGCCUCAAGCCUGGAAAAAAGACAAAGGGUAGAGUCAAGAUUAAAAUGGAGUUUAUUGAGAACAAGUUGAGGCGAUACACAACCUUCAGUAAACGUAAGACUGGAAUCAUGAAGAAGGCUUAUGAGUUGUCAACACUGACUGGUACACAAGUGAUGCUGCUUGUAGCUAGUGAGACAGGACAUGUGUACACAUUUGCUACACGCAAGCUGCAGCCAAUGAUCACCAGUGACAGUGGAAAAGCACUCAUACAGACCUGUCUGAAUUCUCCGGACCCUCCACCAGGCUCCUCUGCCCAUACUACACAGGAGCAGCGCAUGAACCCUUCAGGCUUUGAGGAAACGGAGUUAACGUACAGUGUUGGAGAAGAUGACAGCAAGAUGGCCACAGCUACCCUGCAGUCAUCUCUGGACUCUCAGAGUCAGACUCCACCUGCCACGCAUGUUCCUGUUUAUACUGUUCAGCAGCAAGCAGUGGGCGGAUCAUCCUCUGCUAGUCAUGUUGUUCCUAUAUCCACGACAGUUCCACAGCUAACUGCCUACGCAAGCCAGCCCAUCACAGUUGCAGCACCACCUGUGGUAACAGCUCCUGCAACAGGUGAAAGUGGAGGAGGAGGUGGUGGUGGCAAAGUGACAGGCAUUCCUCUCCAGCUCCCUGGCCUUAUAUUGCAGACAGGAAGUGGGCAGCCCUUGACCUUUUCACCUGGACAGCUUAGUGUUUCCACUUCCACCACACAGCCACAGACAGUUUAUCGUACAGUAUCAGGUCAGCUGGUCACUGCCAUGACAAAUCAGCCCAUUACAACAGCUGCAUCUGAAACCUCAUCAGUAGCGACUCCCUCAACACUUAGCUUUUUAUCCAGUGCUGGUACAACAGCAGUAACACCAAGUCAGAUCAUCAUGUAUCAAACUCCACAAGGGGUGGUAUAUGCUACACCAACGCCCAGUGCAACACUUGGGGAUCGAACCAUCUUCAACUUCCAGCAACCUGCCACCGCCAUCUCCAUACCACAGUCAGAGAGUGGAGGACAGCAGAUUAUUACCAUACCUGUUCCUGUCUCACUUGCUAAUUCUCAACAGGUGCUGCAGCUGUCAACUGUACCUCCAGGGGAGACAAUAAUGUCAGAUAUGUCGGGACAUGUUACACCAUCAAAGAAAUCAAGAAAGUGAAAGUUGUAGAUACAGCUAAUGACUAUAUGCAAUCUUGGAGGUGAAAGGAUGGAAAUAUUUCAUAUGUUGUUACUUUUGGUGCCAAAGAGAAGGGGUACAGUGGAAAGAGUGGUUUAGUAAAUAUAAAACAGUUGAAGAGUUCAAAACAAAGGUGGUCUGUUUCUGUGCUGUCAUUUGUAGGCAGUGUACAGAACCUUUCAGGAUAUAAAAUAUUUGCAGCCACCUUAAACAGUGAUCUUUGUUAGCUCCAAGAAGGCUGUAAUUGUGUCUACAGCUGUUCUUAACUGCAGCAGCAGCAUCUCGUGCAUAUCACAGGACUGACACAAACCUGGAAUGUGAGAAAACAUGAGAAUACAAACUCGCGGAUUAGGUAAUGAUGAAAGCGUGUGUGCUGUGGUUGAGUCUGAACCCUUUGUGUAGAUGGCACCAUGGUGAUGUAGGCUGCAUGUAGAUGCGGGUUUUUUUCUAAAGUGCUUCUCUUCUUUGACUGAAACUUUAGCAAAUUGUGGUUUUGGUUUUGUUCUAGAUUUGAAAGAUGCAAAUACAGGCGGUCCUCAAGUUACGUCAGCCCCGAGUUACAAUGUUUCGUGGUUACGACACAUCUCCCAUUUACUGUAUAAAGCCUUGUUUCGACUUACAGUGGUUUUGCAUUGUAAACGUCGUAACGCCAACUUCGUGUUUGGUGUGCAUUUCAUUUCAUUAUUAAACAUAUUUUACAUAUGUUUUUUGAUAAUUACUGUGUUAGGAUAGGAUAAUUGCUUACAGUAUGUUAUUUACGUACACUAUGAGCGUAUGUUCCGACUUACAUCGAAAAUCGAUUUACGACGCGACGUAGGAACAAAACAUCGUAAGUCGAGGACCGCCUGUACAAUCCUCGCAGAAAUGGUAGAGCAGUGGCCCUUGAAGAAAAACCUGUCAGUGAAAUAUAUGUUGUGGGGUUAAAACCAAUAUGAAAAGUGCUUCAACAGUUUCAUUAAUGAUGCAUCUUGUUUAUUCCCUGAAUCAUUAACAGAUGGUUCAUUGUAAUCUUAGGGACAGAGUGUCCCAGAAGCUUAUAGCAGAACUAAGCCAGAAGCUUGAAAAUGUACAUUGCAGACCAAUGUGGUUUUCAGGGAUUGUAUUAAAGCAGGUAUUUUCAGAAAAAAAAAACAAAAACAGGUAAGUCUGAACACCUAUUCACAAGAUACUGAAAACCUGCAAAAUCCUAUAAAUUUGGAAACAAAAAAGCCACCCCCACCAAAAAAAAAAAAAAAACAAAGAAAAAAAAAACUACAGAGUCCUUUGCACAAAUGAAAUAUAUUUGUUGCUCAAGUAAACGAUUUGGCCAUCAACAGAAUUGCUCUGAUUUUGUUGAAUGCAAUUUUCAUAGCCCCCCCCUUUUUUUUUUUUUGACAGCAGGUGAUGUAGAUACAGGAUAUCAGUCUGAAAUGAUGUUUUCACAUUUGUGUGGCUUGAAGCUUUGUAGUGGGGACUGCAGUUAUGUUUCGGUAUUACAGACUUAUUGUGAAGCUGUAUCAUAUUGAGAUCAUGGUAUACCAUGGCAGCAUAAUGUAUUUGGAACUGUUGUUUUUGUGGUCAGUACUAUAAGUAAUGUGCAAAUCUGAGUUCAAAGAUGUACAUAUCCAUAUAUUAUGCAGGCACACACACAUUUCACGCUUAAACUCAAAACUGUUUCCAUCUGGACUAAGAGUUGUAUCAUUACUUGUGUUGUUUGAUGUACAUAAUUGGGACUGGCAUUUUCCUUCUAGUUGUGGACUAACUAUAAAAAGGUAGAAGACUGCACUUGCAGUGCCCGUAGAUUUUAAAGCAAAUCAUAUUUUAGUUAAUGUACAGUUGUGCCUUGCCAUUGAUGUUUUUCGUUAGACAGAUGCAAGCAUGUGGUGAAUUUUAACUGUGCUGAAAAGUCCAACAUUGUGUGAUAAUAUAUAAAUAUAAUGUACAAAUUUGAAUAAGGACAUAGGACAGUUGAUUUUUGUAUACUCUUUUAAUCAACAAAAUAUUUUGAUUGCAUUCUUGGUCAAAUGUUUAGUAAAUAUGUCUAUAGUAAUCUCGCAAUGCUGGACCCUUAGUUUCAAGGGGAUGUACAAAACAACUAUUUUUAUACAUUUUUAACUGAAACGUCUGACUGUAAAAAUUCAUAAGCCAGUGCACUUUAAGUAUCUUUUCAUGCUGAUUAUGGCAGCAAGCUAUUUAAAACCCAUCACUUAUGCCAUUAAAAGAAAAAAAUUGAUACAGAGGGUAAAUAUGGAGGGUUUCUGUGUACCCAAAUAUAGAAGGGGUGAGAUAUUCUUGUGCAGAGAGUUUUCAAGAAUUAUAAAGCCGAUGUUUUCAUCUC
Messenger RNA from Pomacea canaliculata, 4050 nucleotides. Its product is annotated as serum response factor-like. Gene Ontology annotation, molecular function: RNA polymerase II cis-regulatory region sequence-specific DNA binding; DNA-binding transcription factor activity, RNA polymerase II-specific; protein dimerization activity. Lineage: Eukaryota; Metazoa; Mollusca; Gastropoda; Architaenioglossa; Ampullariidae. Gene Ontology annotation, biological process: positive regulation of transcription by RNA polymerase II. The record is from RefSeq and is a predicted model, not a curated record.